AGAAAUGCUUUGUUUGUUUCAAUUUUGUCUGGCAAUGUAGGACAUGAGGGCCGGAUAGGGAUGGCAGCUGUCACUGUGAAUGAAGGUGCCCAGUUUGAUGGAAGUAGAAUAUAUAACCAUGUGGUUAACUACCUGCCUUCAUAUGCCCGACCUCGCUUUAUAAGAAUACAGAAUGCAGUGGAGGUGACAGGGACUUUCAAGCAGAUGAAAGUGAAGUUAGUGGAGGAGAGUUUCGAUCCAGGGCGUAUCCAGGACCCUAUUUACAUCCUUGAUGGUAAAGAGAAGAGCUACCUACCGCUGACGGCUCAGGUCUACUGCUCCAUCGUAUCAGGAAACAUCAAACUAUGAGUAGGAACUUAGAGUACAAAAAACUGUGCUUUCAGUCCAGCUGCAUUUAUACUUUUGAUAAUGAACCUUCAGCUCAGCGACUAAACAAAUAUUUUUUACUAAUACUCAUAUUAUUUGAGUGUAGUAAAGUAAUAUGGAUAAAUAACACGUAGUAGACGGGAGAUGCUGCUGUUGCUUAAUUCCGUCUAAUAAAGGUGUUAUUAUAAGUGUUGCUUUAUAUAUCGAUAAACAGAUGUAGUGUUUAAUGAGACGUUUCCGGAGAACAAACUUUAAGACAGCGGCUAUUGGACUUUUUCUCAGGUAGUAUCUGAUGUACUAAUGAAUACUUUGCUUAUAGGAAAGACACGAGUAUCAUGUAAAAUGGUUUGAGAGUUUGUAAUGGUACAUUUUUACUUAGUGUAUAUUUCUACUUAGUUUUCUCUGAACUCAGUUGAACUUCAUUGUGUUGGCGUACAUGCCCAGAUGUAUCUUUCUGAUUGUUGCGCAAAAGAAGAAUUCAACCUUGCCGGCGCACAAAGAUAACUGUAACUGUGUUGUAUGAGAAUGUUCCAGCACCAAGGUCGUCCCACCGCUUGUUUUUGAUUGCUGGACGUUUGUUUUUCAUUGUUGUUUCUAUCAGUUUGAGACCAAAAUGUCUGUACCAUUGCCCCCACCGUUGCUCCUUCUGUAAAAAGAAAGUGCGUU
Messenger RNA from Anarrhichthys ocellatus (wolf-eel), 1032 nucleotides. RefSeq names its product very long-chain acyl-CoA synthetase-like. Gene Ontology annotation, cellular component: plasma membrane; endoplasmic reticulum membrane. Gene Ontology annotation, biological process: long-chain fatty acid import into cell; long-chain fatty acid metabolic process. Gene Ontology annotation, molecular function: long-chain fatty acid-CoA ligase activity; long-chain fatty acid transmembrane transporter activity. Bases 61 to 348 code for a protein of 95 amino acids. The record is from RefSeq and is a predicted model, not a curated record. NCBI's taxonomy places the organism in Eukaryota, Metazoa, Chordata, Actinopteri, Perciformes, Anarhichadidae. The transcript has 2 exons.